CUUGAGCUCCGCGCGCUCGCCCGAGUGUCCGUGCGCGACCCCGCAGGAAACGUCAUGAGCGUCUUACUACCCAACAUGGCGGACUUUGAUACCAUUUAUGAGUUAGAAGACGAAGACGAUGAGCAUGUUGUGAGUGAGGAACACUUGCCCAGAUACUGUCCGGAACCCGUGGUUAUGCGAGGGGCCGGGCACAUCACAGUGUUUGGACUGAGCAACAGAUUUGACACAGAAUUUCCCUCUGUUCUCACGGGAAAGGUAGCACCAGAGGAGUUUAAAACCAGCAUCUGCAGGGUGAAUGCUUGUUUGAAGAAGAACUUGCCAGUGAAUGUGAAGUGGCUUCUUUGCGGCUGCCUGUGCUGUUGCUGUACAGUAGGCUGCAGUCUGUGGCCUGUUAUCUGCCUCAACAAGAGGACAAGAAGGUCUAUUCAGAAGUUGUUAGAGUGGGAAAAUAACAGAUUAUAUCACAAGCUUGGGCUGCAUUGGAAACUGAGUAAAAGAAAAUGUGAAAGCAGUAAUAUGAUGGAAUAUGUGAUUCUUAUAGAAUUCUUACCCAAAUAUCCUAUAUUCCGACCAGACUGAAGAGGCUGUUAUCAGACUGGAGGUGUGGCCCUUGAAUCUUAUCCUUAGUGCCUUGUAUAUACAGUGUGUUGGAAUAAGGGUCUGCGCCGCCGUCUCUCGAGACAACCCUGUACAUCUCCCAGUACCUUGUACAUUUGAACUUGCAACACUGUCACUUUGCUUUAGAGCAGAUUUUGCACAUUUUCCCGACAGAGCUAGACAUGUCCCCAUCGUUGCACUCUCAUGUGUUUUUGUUACAUGUGACAAGUGAAACUCUCGAAAAGUGCAUUUACCCCAAAGAACCAUCAACCUGUGUCCUGUUUAUUAUAUCAGUAGUCCUCUGCGAAGAAUGUGAUGCCUCCACCUUCUUUAACUAUCCUUGCCUUAUGUAUAAGUUUUUUUAAAUAACUCAUGUGAAAGGAGGAGGAAGGCACUGGGGUAAUUCACCACGUCUGUAGAUUCAGUUGCUGUGUGAUGGGUUUCCUCUCUUGAAUCCAGUUCUUUGCAAGUAGAUGGGAUGGUUGAAACUGCCUAACAUACCUUUUUUUUUUUUUACAUUUAACCCUCUGUACAUGGGAACUAACCAGUAAAAGAACUUGACCUGUAAAUACCAUGUUAGGAUAAGCUGUACAGUGGUAUACCAUUGUUUACACAAAUUUACUUAGCUCUUAAGUUUUUUUUGCCAAUAUAUUGCUAUACCAUAGUAUUGAUUAAUGAAAGAUGUCUAUGUACCUUUCUAGUUUAUAUGGACCUGUUUACCCUGUAAGCCAUACAGUUACAGUGUACAGAUGCCAGAGUUAGGACUGAUUAUUGCACUUGAGCCCAAAACAGAGUCCAGAUUUCAGAUGAUAAUGCAUCCUGAAUGUUCACCCAGUGACAGCAGCAGUGCAUGCCACCGUGAGGUCUUUGCCAAUGAAGAUGACAUCAUUAGUUGAAUCCAGAGAUAGUUGCAUCUCUGAUAAUGAUUUGAACUUUGCACUUCUACUCUUUUAUUUUCUCAAAUUAUCCAAAACUUGCAUUCAUUUUAUACUUUUGUACUCUUCUCUGUGCUGUUUGGUUCUUCCAAUGUUUUAGGAAGCACAUACAUGAGUAGUACAUGGCAUACUGAGCAGAUGGUUCCUUUGUUUCAGUCAUUCUGUCCUGUGUUAGUAUUAUGUUCCUGAAUCUUAGUCA
Monopterus albus (swamp eel) is the source of this 1731-nucleotide messenger RNA. RefSeq names its product cysteine-rich hydrophobic domain 1 (gene chic1). The record is from RefSeq and is a predicted model, not a curated record. The coding region runs from base 55 to 579 and encodes 174 amino acids. NCBI's taxonomy places the organism in Eukaryota, Metazoa, Chordata, Actinopteri, Synbranchiformes, Synbranchidae. The transcript is spliced from 6 exons.